This is a messenger RNA of Paramuricea clavata, 2914 nucleotides long. The record is from the annotation of a GenBank genome assembly. NCBI's taxonomy places the organism in Eukaryota, Metazoa, Cnidaria, Anthozoa, Malacalcyonacea, Plexauridae.
AUGCCUUUUGCUUGUGUACUUUUGUGCUGUAACAGCAAGCAAAAACCAGUUAAAAAGAAGACAAAAAACACAACCAACACUGGAAAAAAGACUGCAUUUCACAGGUGAGGCAUUCAGGAUAUUUGAAAAUAACAACACAUUUAAUCUUAUCACACUGUAAAAAUAAACACACUGUAAAUACACAUAUAAAAUAUUAAAUAAAUACUUAAGUCACAUAAUUUGAGAAUAAAUUGUCACAUGUUUGUGCACUUAAGCAAUUGUAUUUAAUUAAAUUUUAAUAUAAACAUCACUGUUUACAGCUGCUACACUAUGGUAUGUACAGUACAAGGCUAUACAGUACAAGGCUAUAAAGUACUAAGGCCAACUACUAAUUAAUUUUAAAGUAGAGGUAAUUUUAAAGUAGCAUCAGCUAAGGAUCUAAUUAAAUACAAAUAUAAAGUAAGCAUAAUAAUUAUGUACAUACAUAUACACAUACACUCACACAUUGCAAUUUACACUGCAUUUAUUUAGAUUCCCUCUAAAUAACCCAAAAGUUCUUGGAAAGUGGGAGAAAGCAGUCUGCGAAGUUAAUAACUUCCCUGAUUGGAAAGCAACACGAUAUACAUACAUCUGCAGCAAGCACUUCCCACAAUCCGAUUACAUUAUUCCUCCUUCUGAAAAUGAAAGCUGCAGGUUGAAAUCCACAGCCGUACCUACUAUAUUCAAUUCAUCAAGUAACCCAGUCUAUGGCAUCCCUAAAAAAUUAAGAAAAAAGAUAGAAUAUCCAUGUAAUCGAGAGGUGUUGACAACCGUAUCAUCUCUUGAUAUUGUCAAUCAUGACCAUACCUACUGCCAAAAAGCCAACACCAUAGAAGAUUUGGAAGAAGGCCAAGAUAGGAAAACCCUAGAGGAUAAACUAAAAAGAAAAAGAAAAGGCUUGCAGCAACAAUUAAGGCGAACUAAAGCCAGAAAACAGACCAUGGGAGAUAUUAUACAAGAGCUACAACAAAAGCUUCUUAUCUGUCAAGAUGAUGCAGAACUACUUUCGGCAAAAUUUGAUGGGGUGCAACUUGCCAGUUUCAGAGACACAAAAAAUAAUGUUAGCUGUGAUCCUUGUGGGAGGAGAUAUGUAGACGUUGUCAAAGAAUUUGCAACAACAUUAAAUUACUACUCACCAAACGCAUACGAAUAUGUAAGGUCAAUAAUUCCAUUACCACAUCCAUCACUUAUUAGAAAGUGGUCAAGUGUUGUUGAGUGCAAUCCAGGAUUCUUUAAAGAGUCAUUUGAAUCCCUAAAAAAGGAAGCAUUGCUCAGUCCUGAAAAGAAAGACUGUUGUCUCAUAAUUGAUGGGAUGGCAAUUAGGAAGCAAACUCUAUGGGACUCUAAAAAUGAUAAGUAUGUGGGGUUUGUAGACUAUGGACAUAUACCUACCAGUAAACCAGAUCAAUAUGCAUCAGAAGCACUAGUAUUUGUUCUUGUUGGGGCCAGAAGUAAUUGGAAAUGUCCUAUUGGAUAUUUUCUCACUGACAAAAUGACUGGAAAAAUGCAAGCCAAGUUGGUUCAGGAAGCACUCAUUAUGGCAGCUGAAGCUGGAUUACGUGUCUAUUCUGUAACAGCAGAUGGUACUUCUGUCAAUUUCACCAUGUUCAGUGAACUUGGCUGCAAGUUUACAACAUCAUAUGAAAGCAUGAUUACCAAGUUUAAACACCCUACUCAAAACUACUUCGUAUAUGCAAUUUUGGACCCAUGUCACAUGCUUAAAUUGGCAAGGAAUGCUUUGGGUCACUUAGGCUCUAUCGUUGACUGUGAAAACAAUAUUAUUACAUGGAAAUUAUUUUCAUCACUCAAUAAAAUCCAAGAAUGUGAAGGUUUCCAAUUAGCAAACAAGUUUUCAUCAAGACAUCUCCAGUUUUUGAAGCACAAAAUGAAUGUCCAACUAGCAGCUCAAACCCUUAGCUCAUCUGUAGCAGAUGCUAUUGAAUUUUUAGAUAAAUCAAUGAAACUUAAAGAAUUUCAAAACUCAAUCGGCACUGUUAAAUUUAUCAGAAUAGUGGAUAGAUUAUUUGACAUUCUAAACUCUCGAAACCCAAUUGCAAAAGGAUUUAAACAACCACUGCGUCCUCAAUCGAGAAAUACAUGGGAAGAAAUCCUGAAGCAUUCUGCUGAGUAUUUGCUCAGUUUAAGAACACAUGACAGUACCAACCAAUUGUUGGUCACACAUCAAAGAAAAACAUUCAUUACUGGCUUUGUCACAACUAUUAAAUCGACAAUUGAUAUGACAACAGCAAUGUUCAGUGGUGAAAAUGCUUUCAAAUAUCUGCUUACUUACAGGUUCUCACAGGAUCAUAUUGAACUCUUAUUUUCAUGUAUAAGAGCACAGGGUGGCUGGAACAAUAAUCCGAACUGCUUACAACUGAAGUAUGCAAUGAGGAAAAUGCUGUUGAGGAACACAAUCACAGCCUCAAAAAAUGCCAACUGCCUGACAUUUUCUGAUUCCACAACAACAAUUAUCCCAUUCUUUCACUCCCAGAAACACAAAGCACCUUUAAAAGAAACUCCAACAGAUAACCUGGACGAACCUGAAAGCAGUCCUGAAGAAGACCUACUCUGCAGUCACUUAAAUUCACCCGGUACAUCUGAAUUUCUGUCCAACAUUUUGUUUUACAUCAGUGGUUACAUUGUUGUCAAACUGGUCAAAAAACUAUCGUGUGAAUCAUGCAAGCGAUGUCUACUUUCUCACUUCAACUCUGAAACUUCAGACCAUGAUUACUGUGCUAUGAAUUAUAAUCAAAUCGCACCUGCAUCAGCAUUCACAUUAUUUGUGAACAAUGGUGGCCUAAAAAUACCGUCACAGUCUGUUUAUAACAUUAUUGAAUUUGCUGAAAAAUUAUUUAAAGUAAAUGUUUGCAAAGAUGGCUAUAGUGUUUCUGUUUGA